Messenger RNA from Paraphaeosphaeria sporulosa, 1566 nucleotides. RefSeq lists its product as uncharacterized. The transcript has a single exon. NCBI's taxonomy places the organism in Eukaryota, Fungi, Ascomycota, Dothideomycetes, Pleosporales, Didymosphaeriaceae. The coding region runs from base 201 to 1409 and encodes 402 amino acids. The record is from RefSeq and is a predicted model, not a curated record.
CAGACGUUGACGAGCUCCCGGAUUCGAUAUCAGACGUGCCUGAUUGGGACUUCAUCCUCAAGAACUCGGAAGCCGUGGAACGUCCUCGGAAUAGCGACUGCCCAAGCUUGACCACCGGCAGCACCAUAAGCAGUCGAAACUCGUCAACAAGGUCCGCAAGGUCAAUCAAAUGGGACUCCCUGGAGACACAAGACAAGGGCAUGUGCCCGUACCCUGGUUGUGGCCGAGUUCUGCGGGAUCUACCGGCACAUCUACUUACCCAUCAGGCGGAACGACCAGAGAAGUGCCCUAUCAGCGACUGCGAGUACCACGUCAAGGGCUUCGCCCGGGCGUACGACCGAGUUCGGCACACCCUUAGCCACUUCAAGGAGACCAUGGUGUGCGGGUUCUGUCCCACCAACAUCUUUGCAGCGGAGAGGACCUUCAAUCGCUGCGACGCCUUUCUCAGACAUCUCGUCACUACUCAUGGAGUCGAACAGACUCCAGCUGGACGAAAGGACGACGUGUACGGCGGCGAGAGUAGACUACAAAAACAUGUGACGAGCCAGAAGGUCGCAACGUGUGGACUGUGUUCUGAACCUUUUGAUGCUCAGGGGUUCUACGAACACCUGAGAGGAUGUGCCCUUCGUCAGGUCACGAGAAGCUGCACUGUUGCACAGUUGGUCGAAGGCAGUCAAGAAACUGUACGCGUGCCAAGGGAAAGUCGUCCUGAGAACGCCCUCGUUGCGACCGCAUCGUAUGCAUCUCUCCAUAUUCCUCGCACGCCGGAGCAGCUAUACGGUGCAUUUGCACGCCCGCGAUCCCCUCUUGCUUCAAUCGAAGGCUCGGACUCUCCAGCUGCGCCCGCAUCUCGGGACACGGAGAGCAAAGAGAUCGCCGAGCUCACCGCUUCCUCGCGCUGCCUGUCCCUCACAUCGUCGCAGGAUGAAGCCGUGAAGUCUUCCGACGAGGAAACGGACUGGACCGAGGACACGGGCUCGCCAGACAGCGUCACCGAUGCGGAUUCGCUCCGACCCAUGCUGUCUCCCGUCAAGCAACAGCUAGUCGAGCGCCUCAUGAGCGAGUUUCACCGCAUAUUCGAUAAGUUGGUUCGUACGUACCAUGGCGCUGGGAGUGCGCGGAGUGCGGGGUCGGGGUACUACACUGGGUCGAGCGGAUCGUCGACAUAUUCCAGCUCGUCGUUCGUUUCCCGCAAGCGGAGCCUGAGCGGUGGAAGCUCGCCCCCGCCCAACGACAACGGGGACGAUUCGAAUAAGCGGAGACGGCCUGAUCCGAAGCUUAGUGCUGGCAAGCAGAGUGUGCCUGAAUUGCGGUUCGCGUGUCCGUACUACAAGCGGAACCCGGGGCGCCAUCAGACCUUUACGUCGUGUCGAGAUCCGGGGUUCAUCACCGUUGCUCGACUCAAGUAAGCCAGACCUAGACGAUGGUGAUUUUGGUCCAUUUUCUAACACGUGUGCAGGGAACAUCUGUAUCGUCGCCAUCUCCUCCCGAUACAAUGCAACCGCUGCUGCUCCACCUUUGCCAACGAGCCCACCCUCCGCGAACACCAACGCGACCCCCACGGCU